Cladophialophora immunda is the source of this 574-nucleotide messenger RNA. RefSeq lists its product as uncharacterized. The transcript has 3 exons. The record is from RefSeq and is a predicted model, not a curated record. NCBI's taxonomy places the organism in Eukaryota, Fungi, Ascomycota, Eurotiomycetes, Chaetothyriales, Herpotrichiellaceae. The coding region runs from base 23 to 574 and encodes 183 amino acids.
CGGCGGUCAUUUGGUACUCCAGAUGGAACUCGCUGUUGCACCGCCGUCACGAGUCGCAGCAGGUGUUACACUUGGGACCCCCCUCGUGGUUACAUUCUCGGGGCCACCACCAUUGGCGGACGACAAGCGUGAAAAUGGAGAAGCCUUUACACUGCCCGAUCUGAGCGGAAUAUGGGUUUUCCUAUCUCUUACAUCACCGGAUAUGCAAGAAAGCCUGGCCCCUCCUCGUGAGGGUCUCUUGUGUGGGAGCCGAGCGGAUUCGAUACAUACAAUCGACGAGGAACAGGAUGGCGAGCGGCCAACGAUUGCGUACGCGACGUUUCCAGGUCUCAAGAUCACUCAACCUGGGAGUUACCGCAUCAAGGUCAACAUUAUUGAUAUGAAUGCGACAUUCGGGGCCGACAGUGGCGCCGAAGGGGCAGCUACCGUGUUGCCAUGUCUUCAUUCUCCAGUCUUUGAAGUGGUCGAAGCCAAUGAGCACAGUGGCUCUGGGCCACAUCUCGCGGAGACAGUCAGUCGGCUGAGGUCAAUUGGUGUCAACUUUGGAGGUGAGGAGCAGCGAUCGAGAAUCUGA